AUGUACAACAACCGAGAAAUCGUUGGUGGCAAUGCACUGGCAUACGAUUGUCUGGAUUAUCAUGGUCAACAUCGAACAAAGCUAGCUAAUCAAGAUUUAUAUGAUAUGACUAUUGAGCUAAUCUCGUUCUGUAUCCGUCCGGUGCGUCCAGAUGAUGAGCCAAUGGACACGUUCGUUCAUCCACUUGCUCGUCGUCUGUCAUUUGAACGAGUGAGUGACAUGGGUGUCACCGUUGAACAACUGUUGUCAUGGUCAAUUCCAACGGUGAUAGUUGAGCGUUAUCAGCGCUAUCUGAGCAGUCACAAGAUGGCAUCAUUGAACGAGCAAUUCUACAACUGCACUUCUGCACGGUUCGGUAUUCGCUGUCAAUAUUCGUUUGGAUCUCGUUUCAUGCAAGGAAUGUCUUUUGAUGAUUUGAUCGAUGACACAUUUAACAGCAAACAAUCGUAUGCCACGUCAUGGGAUGAUAUGACGACGUUAGCAGCGCCUAUCCCAUGCUAUGUCCUGAUCAAAUGUCAUCGCAAUGGGAUCGAGUGGUGUCUUGAUUGGCGUGAGAUAUGUGAUGGAGUGAUAGAUUGUUUUGACGAAGGCACCGAUGAAGAACACUGUUUUGUACUGGAAAUUAAUAAAUGCAAGGCGGACGAAUAUCGAUGCCACAAUGGCAUGUGCAUUGCAGAAGAUCUAUGGCAAGAUGGCGAAGACGGAAGCGAAGUGGAUUGUCUUGAUCGGUCUGACGAGGGUCAAGAUGAAGCUUCUUUGACGAUGUGCUAUCGGGACGUGUCAUUCCGAUGUGAACAGCAGGCAUGUCGACCAGAUGAACUUCGAUUCUCAUGCGGCGAUGGUGAGUGUGUUGGGAGAUUUGCGCCUUGUCAUAGUGGUCGACAUCAGUUGUUGAUUGAAUCGUUGAUGCAAGAAGGCGACCUGAAUAAAGAGUGUUGGAUGACAAUGGUUUGUUUGACUAAGCUUGUUAAGCAACUGAAUGGAACACCAUGUGAUGUAUGGUUGUUAGACGAUUCCAUCAGUGCACAUCUCGCACAAUGUCCUCACCUGUUUCAGUUUCCAACAACUGCAGUCCACUCAAAUCACGUUCUCUUUUUUUACGCCAAUGUUGAGACUCGCAAAAAUCUGACGGAUGAUUUUAUGCCUGACUACGUGUGUUACAAUGAAGAACUCUGCGAGUUUCAUUCCGUGCAUUGGCUUUCUGAUGUUAAUAUGACUUGCUUGAGCAAAUGGGAUAUUUGGAUCGAAUGGGAUAAUACGGUUAAAGAUCCAUGGAGUCAAUUAGUAUGGUUGAUUGAGCGAGAAUUUCGUUCUUGUAUGGUGUCCACAAAUGAUGUUUUUCGCAAUCAGAUGCUCGAUUCAAAUGAUUCUACCUUGUAUCAGUGUUCGAACUCAUCAAAAGUCAUUUCUUCGCACCGUAUUAAAGAUGCCUUGUACGAUUGUAUUGAGAAUGACGACGAAAACCGUGCAAACAGUUGUUCGUUCAACGAUCGACAUCGAGCAAGAUGCGAGCAUGAAAAAGAGUGUUGGUCGCCGUUAAUAAAACAAUCCGUCUGCAGGAUCAGUGAUGAGCAAAGUGAAGAUAUUCUACCAUUCGCAAGCUUUUGUGAUGGCAUUUCACAGUACUAUUAUCAUAGCACGAACAGAGAAAAGCGAGACGAUGAAGAUGGUUGUGAUAUGAAUGCACUGUGUGACAAUAUGUAUUCACGUUGUGAUGGCUUCUGGGCAUGCCCAGAUGGUCGCGAUGAAUGGAACUGUAGUAAUCACUCGCUAUGUCCAGUCUCAAGUCAUGCUUGCAUAUCUCCUUAUAACUACACAGUGUCGUGUUUGUCUGCUAAUCGUGUCAAUGAUGGAGUCGCUGACUGUCUGGGAGCUACUGAUGAACAAGAGAAAUGUCGCUUUACUUUCCGUUUGCAUCACGAUCUUCGUCCUUUGGGUUGUCUAGGAAGUGACGAAUGCUUACGAUCGUCCCAGUUUUGUGACAACAGAGUUGAUUGUUCGCAGCAUCCAGAUGAUGAACAGUUUUGCCAAGAUCGACCGUUCACAUGCAAUCAGACUGUAUCACGCGAACGAAAUCAACUCGAGCACAUUCUUUGUAGUCUAAACGAAGAGAAUGAACGUCGGAUCAAAUUCUUUUCGGUGAUUACAUCGACACUUUACCCUGCGUCAACCGAAUUGUCCGAUCGUCAUGAUCACGCGCAGUCCCGGCGAGUCCAAAAGAAUAACGAGUCGGAAGAUGCAACGAAACUGAUGGUGACACGAACGUUCACACGAGAAGAUAAACGUUGGUCACACUAUUGCAACCGUGGCAUUAUGGUCGAAAAACAGUCGAAGAAUCUUACUUCCUUCGACUGCUUGUGUUCAGCAAGUUAUUACGGUGAUCGAUGCCAGUAUCAAAGUCAGCGAGUUAGUUUAUCAUUGCAGCUAACUUCAACAAGCCGAUAUGAAAUCUAUGCUGUCAUCAUCCUGCUAGUUGACGACCAACGCAAUGAAAUCACAGCAUUCAGUCAAUUCAAGUACAUUGCAAAAGAUAGUUGUGCAAUGAAAUGGCAUGGAGUCCUUCUGUAUCCGACGAGACCAAUGAAUAGUUCCACAAAUUACAGUGUUCGAAUCGAUGUAAUUGAGAAGAACUCGAUGGAUUACGUUGGCCAUUGGUAUUAUUCGAUUCCAUUUGCGUUUUUACCUGUAAACCAGCUGAGUGUUGCAUUGAACUUAUCAUCAAGUGCUAUUGUCGGAAAAGUCGAGUGUAGCAUGACAUGUUUAGAUGGAAAACAAGAAUGUAUGGUAUAUGUCAAUGUGAGAAACAAGUCAUUUUGUCGAUGGAAACCAUCUGAAACAACUGACGAUGAAUGUUCGAGUGGGUCUGUGUUUAUUGGCUGGACACAAAAUCGGCGACCGAUCUGCGUGUGUCCAUUCUUUCGGCAUGGACCAACUUGUGCGUUGAUGUCACCGCAAUGUUCGCCGAAUCUUUGUCAAAAUCAAGGCCAAUGUGUUGAACACGAUGAGAGCUUGUUUGAUAGAAAGUACACAUGUGUUUGCACUAGCAAGUAUUACGGUCUGAACUGUGAAUACGAGAAAUGGCAACUAGAGGUGUCGUUCGAAGGCAUUGAUGUGUCGUCGUAUGUCAUUGGACAUUUCUACACUAUCUCGAAUGAUUCGCAACCGCAAAAAACAAUCCUUCUUCGAAAACUGACACUGUUCCAACAUGUCGUGGCAUUUCAUAUUUCGAUUCCAUUUCACUUAGCUUUCAUUCAGAUCAACGAACGUGACUUUUAUCUCGUUUAUCUUCAACAUUCACCGUCGAUGUAUGCAUUCUCUCAGCUCAGUGACAAACAGCGAUGUCAUUCGAUGAGUAAUUAUGUCAAUUCCACAGUAUUGAAUCUGCAUCGAUAUGAACGAAUAGCUCAUUUUCAUCGCGUCUGUUUGCAAAAUUGGCAUGUAGUGUGUUUCGUUGAUGAAAUGUAUUUGUGUUUAUGUACGAAUGAUCAUCAUGCGAAUUGUUUGCCGUUCGAGCAGCAACUGUACUCUUCUGCAGAUCGCUUUCGAUGUUCGGCCAAUGAUCAGUAUUGUUCGAACGGAGGCGAGUGUUAUCAAGAUCAUGCUCAUUGUCCAUCGACGAAGAUCUGCUUAUGCGCAAGCUGCUUUUUUGGUCAACAGUGUCAAUUGUAUGCGAAAGGGCUUGGCUCGACAUUAGACGAAAUCUUGGGCUAUGAAUUCGUUGCAAAGCGAAGUCUAACCUCUCAGUCCGUGUCAAUUAAGCUGAGUGCUGGAAUAACCAUGGUGAUUUUUGUUGUAGGAAUUAUCAAUGUCAUCUUAGCAUUGAUGACAUUUUCGCAGCCGAAAAUCCGUGAAGUCGGCUGUGGACUGUAUUUAUUAGCAUCAUCGGUUACUUCAUUGUCGACAAUGAUAUUCUUCACACUGAAGUUUUGGCUGCUGCAUUUCUCUUAUCAGAAUGUGUCCAAUGCUGGAAUCAUUCUGACGAUCAAUUGUCGAUUUGUGGAAGUGAUGUUAAAGUUGUCUUUAUUCAUCGACAACUGGCUGAAUGCAUGUAUUGCCAUGGAGAAAACUAAUUCAGUCAUUCAAGGUUUGCAGUUCAACAAGAGAAGUAGUCGACAGCUAGCAAGACGGGUAACUCCAUUUGUGUUUGUUGCCAACGUUGCAAUGCUCGUUCCACAGAUGCUCAAUCUUCAUGUGUUCGAAGAUAAGAUGGAAGGACGAAGUUGGUGUGUGAUUCAUUACAAGCCAUGGUUGAAAAGAUACAUCGUUGGUCUGAUGUUCUUCAAUUAUUUUGGCCCAUUCGUUGUUCAGAUUGGAUCAAUAAUCCUGAUUAUUAUAGGCACAGCUUAUCAGAAACUGUUAAUACAAUCGAACGAGAAACGUAUUUGGAGCCAUCUUAGAUGGAAGAUUGUCAAAUACAGACGACUUAUGAUUAGUCAAAUGAUUAUAACAUUGUUGACAUUGCCUCACUUGAUCAUUUCGCUAAAAUUAGAAUGCAGACGAUCGUCUGAUUUGCUUUGGUUUUUUCUGGCUGGUUAUUUCGUAUCAUUCCUUCCGGCAGCAAGUAUUGUUAUCAUAUUUGUGACCCCAUCUCCAUUGUAUCGAAAGCAACUGAAGCAAGGUGUGAAGCGAAUUUGGCAACGAGCACAGUAUCAGUGGGAGACGUUCCGAACAAAAGCAAUGAUGAACUGA
This is a messenger RNA of Adineta ricciae, 4689 nucleotides long. NCBI's taxonomy places the organism in Eukaryota, Metazoa, Rotifera, Eurotatoria, Adinetida, Adinetidae. The record is from the annotation of a GenBank genome assembly.